Suillus bovinus is the source of this 1431-nucleotide messenger RNA. Its product is annotated as P-loop containing nucleoside triphosphate hydrolase protein. Gene Ontology annotation, molecular function: ATP hydrolysis activity; ATP binding. The record is from RefSeq and is a predicted model, not a curated record. Gene Ontology annotation, biological process: meiotic recombination checkpoint signaling; reciprocal meiotic recombination. The transcript is spliced from 9 exons. Lineage: Eukaryota; Fungi; Basidiomycota; Agaricomycetes; Boletales; Suillaceae. Gene Ontology annotation, cellular component: chromosome; nucleus. Bases 61 to 1431 code for a protein of 456 amino acids.
CCUACAUGUCCCCAACGACUAACAGGUAAUAGGAACGCGGUACCAACGUUGCACUCAGACAUGGAUGAGAUCAAAUCAGAUGUAAUAUGGACCGUGCACGUCGAGGUCCGACUCUCGACAAAAUCUAGACGACGCGUAGACGUCAUCCAAGGUCUUGUCCGAAAUUUCAUUAUCAACAACUACGAUCCAAUCCAACUCCCGUCCAUUCUUGAUGGAUGGCAAACAGACCCAACCCUUGCUUCGUCGGUGGACCGAAUCGCAAUAUCAGAAUCAGCAAGUCCAUCAAUGUCAUUGCGCCUCAAAGAGGUGUCACUGGAAAUUCACGCUUACCAACCACAUGAAGCCGAUGCGGUCGAAGAAUAUGCUAACGGAACACCAGGUAGAGAUGGUGAGGAGAACAUGCUCGCUGCAAGCGUGUGCGAACUCCCAUGCAAGGCAUGGGAGGGAUUGUGGGAUGGCUUGAUAUAUGCGGAUAACAUCAAGCUAAAGCUACUCGAUUACAUUCACGCAACUUUUGUUUUGAGUGAUGCUGAUGUCGACUUUAACUUGGUGACAUGGAACCGUGUAGUUUUGUUACAUGGCCCUCCAGGGACAGGCAAGACAUCAUUAUGUCGAGCACUAGCUCAAAAAUUGUCCAUAAGAUUAUCUCAUCGAUACUCUCAGUCACGCCUCCUAGAGAUUAACUCUCACUCCCUGUUUUCUCGCUGGUUUUCUGAGUCUGGAAAACUUGUACAACGUCUUUUCACCAACAUCAUGGAAAUGGUGGAAGAUGAAGACUGCUUCGUUGUUGUGCUAAUAGAUGAAGUGGAAUCUCUUACUGCAGCCAGAGCUGGCGCCAUGGCAGGCACAGAACCAUCAGACGGCCUGAGGGUGGUCAAUGCUCUCCUCACGCAACUGGACAAGCUAAGGCACCAGAAGAACGUCCUAGUGAUGUCCACGAGUAACCUCGCAAAAGCCAUAGAUUCGGCAUUCGUUGAUCGAGCAGACAUCAUCCAAUACGUUGACUUACCUUCACGCGAAGCCAUCUAUGAGAUUCUUCGUAGCUCUCUGUGCGAAUUCAUAAACAAAGGAAUCCUACAGGAGACAGUAGUACCACCGCUUGACCUAGCGUUGUACAUGGACAAGAACGGCGAGAAUCGUUCUAGUGCAAGUAAUGUCAUGUUGCCUAAUUUACCGAAGGAGCUUGCGUAUACUUUGCUGGCUCUUGCUGAUAAAUGCAGAGAACUCCCACAGGCACAGCAACUUUCAGGACGCGCCCUUCGGCGUUUGCCUGUUCUUGCACUUGCGAGAUACAUUGGCGUCGGCGUUAGUACAUCGUCGACCACCAGCAAUCUCAAGAAGUCCCGAUUCCAAACUGACAUACGCUUAUGGCUGGAUGCGAUGGAUAAAGUCCUCGAUGAAAGAGCUGCAGAUCACAAAAAACUGUUGUAG